AUGAGCAAAAUUUCAAAAGAGGCAUUCGAAUAUCUUAAUAAAAUGAGACAAAAUCCAUAGAUAGCCAUACCAAAAUUAUAGGAACGUCUAAAAUUAUUUAAAGGGAAUGUUGUUCAUAAACCAGGGGAAACUCCUUUAUAAACAAAUGAAGGUCCAAAAGUUGUCAAUGGUUUUAAUUUAUGCUAUAAAUAUACCAGAAUGCAUUUAAUUCUUAUAGAAUUAGAAGCCUGUAGGUGUAAUGAGUUGGAGUAAAGGUUUGGAAUGUGCAGCUAGAGAUCAUGUAAAAGAUACAGGACCAAAAGGUGUUACAGGUCAUACUGGUACAGAUGGAUCAUCAAUGAGUGAUAGAAUAGAAAGAUAUGGUGAAUGGGAUGUGACUAUAGGAGAAAAUAUCAGUUAUGGUUAGACAACAGGAGAAGAUGGUAUAAAUAUCAUAUUUAUAUACAUAGUAAUAAUAUAAUUGAUAAUUGAUGAUGGAGUAUCAUCAAGAGGACAUAGAAAAAAUUGUUUUAAAGCAGAAUUUGGAGCAGUUGGAAUUUAUGAUGGAGAUCAUAAAUAAUUUAAGACAUAAUGUGUUUUUGAUUUUGCAGGAUCUUUUGAAGAUAAAGCUGGUUUAGAUGCAGGUGGAAAUUAAUAAUAAGAAGACGCUCCAAAAAAAGAAUCUAAUCAAAGUGCUCCUAUGCAAUAAAAACAAUAAUAAGGAGCACCUGCUAAGGCUUAAUCAUCUAAAGAUCCUGAUGAUAAAAUUGUUAAAAAUGCAUUUGAUUAUUUGAAUCAAGUAAGACAAAAUCCUACUCUUCCAAUAUCAAAGCUAGAGGAACUGAUGAAGUUAUUCAAAGGUAGUGUACUUUAUAAACCUGGAGAGACUCCAUUAUAAACAAAUGAAGGUACUAAAGUUAUUUAAGGUAUAAAUAAAUAACGAAUAAUUAUUUAGAAUUAAUUGCAUUUUUAUAAAAAUAAUAACCACUUCAUCCCUUAACUUAUGAAAAAGGAUUAGAGUAAGCUUGUAUUGAUCAUGUUAAUGAUACAGGUCCUAAAGGUGUUACAGGUCAUACUGGAACUGAUGGAUCAUCUCUAUCUGAUAGAAUUGAAAGAUAUGGAGAAUGGAAUGGUAAAAUUGGAGAAAAUAUCAGUUAUGGAUAAAAGAAUGGAGAAGAUGUUAUAAUACAAUUAUUAAUUGAUGAUGGUGUAGGUAGUAGAGGUCAUAGAAAAAAUUGUUUUAGUUCUGAUUUCUAAUUAGUUGGAAUUGCAGCAGGAGAUCAUAAAUAAUUUUAAACUUAAUGUGUUUUUGAUUUUGCUGGAGAAUUUACUCCAAAAGGAGCUUAAGGUUAAAAACCUAAAGUAUUAUAAUAAUAAUAAUAACCAUAAAAUAUGAAAGAAUAAAUGAAAAAUAUGAUGGUAGGAGCCAAAGCUGCAAAUGUACCACCACCUUAAAAUUAAGAAGAAGGUAUCAAUUAAUUUAAUUUAUCUUUUCUAGAAAAACUUCCUCCUGGAUGUGUCUCAGUUAGUUCUUCAUCUUCAGGUGCUGUUAAAAAUGGAAAAAAAAUUACAAAAAUAACUAAGACAUAUUUAUUCAAGGAUGGAUCAACCAAAACCGCAGUCCAAACUCUAACGGAAGACUGACAGAUUUAUAAUAUGAAAUAUAAAUACAA
Molecule: messenger RNA, 1652 nt
Organism: Paramecium sonneborni
Lineage: Eukaryota; Ciliophora; Oligohymenophorea; Peniculida; Parameciidae
Source: the annotation of a GenBank genome assembly